This is a messenger RNA of Sitodiplosis mosellana (orange wheat blossom midge), 1211 nucleotides long. RefSeq lists its product as uncharacterized. Bases 54 to 839 code for a protein of 261 amino acids. The transcript has 2 exons. The record is from RefSeq and is a predicted model, not a curated record. NCBI's taxonomy places the organism in Eukaryota, Metazoa, Arthropoda, Insecta, Diptera, Cecidomyiidae.
UCAGAGAUUUGUGAAGAAUUUCAUCGGCUAUACCAAUAUCGUUUUGAUUCACGAUGGAAGGAGAACAACCACCAUCAAAGUGCGCCAAGCUAAGCGACACAAACACAGAAUCGGAUGUCAAGCCGAAGCCUGACCCAUCAUCGGCGCCGGUUGACACAGAACAGCGCAAACGAAAGGUUCCCACAGCCAACGCUGGUUCACCGAAAUUGGAUUCGAAGGAUGAAGCAAAAGCUGGCCCAUCAACGGCAUCGGCUCCCAAGGAGGCUUCAUCGACGUUUCUCGAUUUGGACGAUCAAUGCCAAACCAAGAUUUUGGAGCAAAUGUCACCCAACGUUUUAAGCGCGAUGGCUGAGGUAUGCGUCAAGUACAAGGAGAUUGCGCAACGCUUCUUCGUCACCAAGCAUCGCGACUUCAAUCUGUCAUCAUUGAUCGAAACGCCAGAUGGCAAAUUCACAUUGGUCCAGGUACGCCGAUUGCUGUACAAUUUCGGCCACUUGAUUGCGUCGCUCACCAUAAAUUUGGAUGGGCUUAACGAACGCGGUGGUGUCGGUAAGCUGCUCACAUUGGUCAGCAAAUAUUGCACUGACACGCUCACCGAAUUGACAUUCGAAAAUCAGCCAAACCAUUCGCUCGUUGGCAUCAGUGGAAUGACCGAGUACGUGGGAAUUUCAAUGCUUGGCAUGGAAAUGAUGAUGAAGGGUUCACCACCAGGCCAAUACGGCACACGCAGCAAAACGGUUUACCGCCGUGGGCAAUCAUCACAGAUUCAAGAGCUGCACCAAAUGAACAACUUGGCCGACUUGAACUUGGCGGACUUGAUCAACCACCGUUUCGGAUAGAGCCGACAGCAGCACAUGCCGACCACAUUGACCACAUUGACCACAUUCAAGCGAUUUGCUUAAAUGCACCAAGUCAUUCCACAUUGACGACUCUUUUUUUUGGAAGAGAAACAACUCUUUUGUCGAAGAAAAAACAUACACAAAAGACAAUUGUUACCCAUACAUAUUCAUUUUGGUUCCAUGAAGGAUUUUUGUUAGCCAUUAAGGCACAUAUUCUAAGACAGAUUUAUACAUUUUGAUGAAAUUUAUAUAAAUUGAAAUAAUUUACUGUUUACUUGUUAAACCUCGGAUUUGGUUAAGAAAUUGAAUAGAAUUAUGAAACGUUCCUUUUUUUGAAUAAAUUUAUCAUGAAGAUAAAAUUGAAUCGAAAAA